Messenger RNA from Culex quinquefasciatus (southern house mosquito), 3040 nucleotides. RefSeq lists its product as uncharacterized. Lineage: Eukaryota; Metazoa; Arthropoda; Insecta; Diptera; Culicidae. The record is from RefSeq and is a predicted model, not a curated record. Gene Ontology annotation, molecular function: nucleic acid binding. The coding region runs from base 1 to 2889 and encodes 962 amino acids. Gene Ontology annotation, biological process: DNA integration. The transcript is spliced from 4 exons.
AUGACGCAAGUGCUGAUUGAUUCUGGAAGCAACAAGAACAUAAUUGACGAUACGACUUGGAAGCGUAUGAAGGUACAAGGAAUCGAAAUUCGAAAUGCUACCAAGCAGGUCGACAAGCAGUUCAGGGGAUAUGGCAAAGACGCACAACCACUCAGCGUCAUUGGAAUGUUUGAUUCUACAGUCGAAAUCCAGAAUGAGAAUCAACAGAUGCAGGCUGAAGCACGAUUCUACGUCGUCGCAAAUGGAAACCAGCCGCUGCUCGGGAAGGAAACCGCCCAGGAGCUCAACGUACUAAGGCUUGGGCUGCCGGGUCAAGAUGACCGGACCUGGAUGAUUGAGAACAAUAGCCCGUUCCCCAAACUGAAGGGAAUUAAGCUCCGCAUUUCGGUUGAUGGCUCGGUAACUCCCGUCGCUCAGCCAGCAAGACGACCACCCCUUGCUCUGCUGAGUCGCAUUGAGGAGAAGCUGAACCAACUGGAAUCUACGGACAUAAUCGAGAAGGUAGAGCAGUACAGCGACUGGGUUUCACCCUUGGUGGUGGUGGUUAAAGAUAAUGGCGACUUGAGACUGUGUGUUGAUAUGCGCCAGGCGAACCGUGCGAUCAAGCGGGAACACUUUGUCAUGCCGACAGUUGACGAUAUCUUGCCUCGGAUGAACGCAGCAAAUUUUUUCACCCGGCUGGACGUCAAGGACGCGUUCCACCAGAUUGAGCUGGAGGAAACGUCACGCUCGAUUACUACCUUUAUUACGCACCGCGGCAUGUACCGAUACAAACGACUAAUGUUCGGGAUCAGCUGUGCCCCGGAACAAUACCAGAAAAUCAUGGGACAGCUACUGGCGGGGUGCGACAACUGUGUGCAUUACAUCGAUGACAUCAUUGUGUUUGGACGCACAGAAGAAGAACACGAUCGUUGUGUGGAAAAGGUGCUAACCGUACUAAAGAGCCGUAACGUUCUGCUGAAUCUCAAGAAAUGUUUGUUCAAAGUGACUGAGCUCGAUUUCCUUGGUCAUCACAUUUCGGACAAAGGCAUACGACCAGCUGACGAUAAGGUGCGAGCGAUUCGAGCCUUCAGAUCUCCGCGAAAUGUCGAAGAACUUAGGAGUUUCCUGGGACUAGUCACUUACGUCGGAAGAUUCUUGCCGGGUCUUGGGACAAUUUCGGCUCCGCUGCGAAAGCUUACUCAACGAGACGUUAGCUUCAGCUGGGAAAAUCAGCACGAGCAGGCUUUCUUGAGGUGGAUUUUCAUAUUUUUCAUGUAUUUCUUGGCAUGCUUAAAAUUUCAAUUACAGGUUGAAAACGAUGAUUUCGGACGUCAAGAACUUGAGUUUUUGACAACUCCUUCGUACAAGAGUCGUCGCGGAUGCAUCUCCGCAAUUUUCUCACCAACAUCACGCCCAUGCUUGAGGAUCGAACGAUGGAUUCUUCGUCUACAAUCGUUCAGGUUCCGAGUUGUCUACCGGAAAGGGUCAUCUAACAUUGCUGACUCUUUGUCGAGGCUAACCGUGCAUUCCAAUGACAACGAAGAUAUCGAUCCUGAUGAGAAGUUCCUGAUUCUGACCGUGUUGGAAUCAACGGCGAUCGAUAUUAGUGAGAUUGAGGACGCGACCAUUCACGAUCAAGAGCUGACCCUCGUGAAGGAUAGCUUGCGCUCAGGAAUUUGGAAGUACCCGGAGAUCAAAGUGUACGAAACCUUCCAAAACGAACUUGGAUUGGUCGGAGAGCUCGUUGUCAGGGGCAACAAGAUGAUCGUUCCGUCAAGUUUGCGCAGGAGAUUCCUUGAACUGGGACAUGAGGGACAUCCAGGAGAAUCCGGAAUGAAGCGGAGGUUGAGAGACAGAGUAUGGUGGCCAGGAAUGGACAAGGUCAUCAAGAAAUGGAUUACUGAUUGUGAGGGCUGCCGACUAACAGGACUUCCGCAGAAACCAGAAGCGAUGCAACGAAGACCACUGCCCCUGGAAGCUUGGGUGGAUGUUGCCAUCGAUUUUCUUGGCCCGCUUCCUUCUGGGGAGUACCUCUUCGUAAUCGUUGACUACUUCAGCCGCUAUAAGGAAAUCGAAAUAAUGACCAAAAUCACAGCGAAGGAUACCGUUGAUCGACUUCGUGCCAUUUUCAAGCGGCUGGGGUUCCCGAGGACAAUCAGUCUCGACAAUGCGAAGCAGUUCUUGAGUUCGGAGUUCCGGGACUAUUGUAGGGAAUGCGGUAUAACCCUGAACUACACAACACCGUACUUCCCGCAGCAAAAUGGAGAGGUCGAAAGGCAAAACAGAUCAUUGCUGAAGCGGCUGCAGAUCAGCAACGCUUUGAAACGAGACUGGAAGCAGGACCUUGACGAGUACUUGACGAUGUACUACUCUACGCCGCAUUCCAUAACCGGAAAGACACCGUCGGAGUUGAUGCUGGGACGCACGAUUAGAACCAAACUUCCGUUCUUGAGGGAAAUUGAAACCGCUCCGCCAAACGAAGAGUUCUGUGAUCGCGAUGCUAUUGCGAAGAAACAUGCUUGUGACCGUGAGAACAUCAAGCGGAACGCGAGACCUUCGUCGAUUCAAGAAGGGGAUAAAGUGUUGAUGCAAAAUUUACUACCCGGAAACAAGCUCACGACAACCUACUCUCCGGUCGAGUAUACUGUUGUACGGAAAUCUGGUACACGUUGCACAGUACAGAGCGAGGAUAGUGGAACAACCUAUGAGCGAAACUCUUCGCAUCUGAAAAAGAUUCCAACUUCACUGCCAGCGGAAUCUGAACCACUCCGGGAAGAUUCUCCACCAGCACCAUUGGAUACCUCACCGAAGCCUGCUGAUAUCCCUAAUAUUCCGUCAAGGCCAAAGCGAGUUUGCAAACGUCCGCUGAAGUUUGAUGAUUACGUUGAUGUUCCGCUCGAUCAAUAAAGGAAGGGAGAUGUGGUACCCUGUGCGGGUUCAGGAGUGCGCUACGUGCAGGUGCACCCUGUGGACGAGCUGUCAGUCGAGGAGUUAAGGAAAAUCAAAUAACACGUGUGCUACUAACUACUGUAUACUAAAGUUCGAAUAAUAAACGAUU